Molecule: messenger RNA, 4648 nt
Organism: Oncorhynchus keta (chum salmon)
Lineage: Eukaryota; Metazoa; Chordata; Actinopteri; Salmoniformes; Salmonidae
Exons: 2
Coding region: 2111-3262 (383 amino acids)
Source: RefSeq, a predicted model, not a curated record
GCGAACAGUUUUGACUGGGCUGAGCGGGAACUGUACUUCCUCAGUGGUAGGGAGGCGAGCAGGCCAGAGGUGGAUGAACGCAGUGCCCUUGUUUGGGUGUAGGGCCUGAUCAGAGCCUGGAGGUACUGAGGUGCCGUUCCCCUCACAGCUCCGUAGGCGAGCACCAUGGUCUUGUAGCGGAUGCGAGCUUCAACUGGAAGCCAGUGGAGAGAGCGGAGGAGCGGGGUGACGUGAGAGAACUUGGGAAGGUUGAACACCAGACGGGCUGCGGCGUUCUGGAUGAGUUGUAGGGGUUUAAUGGCACAGGCAGGGAGCCCAGCCAACAGCGAGUUGCAGUAAUCAAGACGGGAGAUGACAAGUGCCUGGAUUAGGACCUGCGCCGCUUCCUGUGUGAGGCAGGGUCGUACUCUGCGGAUGUUGUAGAGCAUGAACCUACAGGAACGGGACACCGCCUUGAUGUUAGUUGAGAACGUCAGGGUGUUGUCCAGGAUCACGCCAAGGUUCUUAGCGCUCUGGGAGGAGGACACAAUGGAGUUGUCAACCGUGAUGGCGAGAUCAUGGAACGGGCAGUCCUUCCCCGGGAGGAAGAGGAGCUCCGUCUUGCUGAGGUUCAGCUUGAGGUGGUGAUCCGUCAUCCACACUGAUAUGUCUGCCAGACAUGCAGAGAUGCGAUUCGCCACCUGGUCAUCAGAAGGGGGAAAGGAGAAGAUUAAUUGUGUGUCGUCUGCAUAGCAAUGAUAGGAGAGACCAUGUGAGGUUAUGACAGAGCCAAGUGACUUGGUGUAUAGCGAGAAUAAGAGAGGGCCUAGAACAGAGCCCUGGGGGACACCAGUGGUGAGAGCGCGUGGUGAGGAGACAGAUUCUCGCCACGCCACCUGGUAGGAGCGACCUGUCAGGUAGGACGCAAUCCAGCGUGGGCCGCGCCGGAGAUGCCCAACUCGGAGAGGGUGGAGAGGAGGAUCUGAUGGUUCACAGUAUCGAAGGCAGCCGAUAGGUCUAGAAGGAUGAGAGCAGAGGAGAGAGAGUUAGCUUUAGCAGUGCGGAGCGCCUCCGUGAUACAGAGAAGAGCAGUCUCAGUUGAAUGACUAGUCUUGAAACCUGACUGAUUUGGAUCAAGAAGGUCAUUCUGAGAGAGAUAGCGGUAGAGCUGGCCAAGGACGGCACGCUCAAGAGUUUUGGAGAGAAAAGAGAGAAGGGAUACUGGUCUGUAGUUGUUGACAUCGGAGGGAUCGAGUGUAGGUUUUUUCAGAAGGGGUGCAACUCUCGCUCUCUUGAAGACGGGAGGGACGUAGCCAGCGGUCAGGGAUGAGUUGAUGAGCGAGGUAAGGUAAGGGAGAAGGUCUCCGGAAAUGGUCUGGAGAAGAGAGGAGGGGAUAGGGUCAAGCGGGCAGGUUGUUGGGCGGCCGGCCGUCACAAGACGCGAGAUUUCAUCUGGAGAGAGAGGGGAGAAAGAGGUCAGAGCAUAGGGUAGGGCAGUGUGAGCAGAACCAGCGGUGUCGUUUGACUUAGCAAACGAGGAUCGGAUGUCAUCGACCUUCUUUUCAAAAUGGUUGACGAAGUCAUCUGCAGAGAGGGAGGAGGGAGGGGGGGAGGAUUCAGGAGGGAGGAGAAGGUGGCAAAGAGCUUCCUAGGGUUAGAGGCAGAUGCUUGGAAUUUAGAAUGGUAGAAAGUGGCUUUAGCAGCAGAGACAGAGGAGGAAAAUGUAGAGAGGAGGGAGUGAAAGGAUGCCAGGUCCGCAGGGAGGCGAGUUUUCCUCCAUUUCCGCUCGGCUGCCCGGAGCCCUGUUCUGUGAGCUCGCAAUGAGUCAUUCAUUGUAACUGGGGAUUUUAACAAGGCUAAUCUGAAAACAAGACUCCCUAAAUUUUAUCAGCAUAUCGAUUGCGCAACCAGGGGUGGAAAAACCUUGGAUCAUUGUUACUCUAAAUUCCGCGACGCAUAUAAGGCCCUGCCCCGCCCUCCUUUCGGAAAAGCUGACCACGACUCCAUUUUGUUGAUCCCUGCCUACAGACAGAAACUAAAACAAGAGGCUCCCACGCUGAGGUCUGUCCAACGCUGGUCCGACCAAGCUGACUCCACACUCCAAGACUGCUUCCAUCACGUGGACUGGGAUAUGUUUCGUAUUGCGUCAGAUAACAAUAUUGACGAAUACGCUGAUUCGGUGUGCGAGUUCAUUAGAACGUGCGUUGAAGAUGUCGUUCCCAUAGCAACGAUUAAAACAUUCCCUAACCAGAAACCGUGGAUUGAUGGCAGCAUUCGCGUGAAACUGAAAGCGCGAACCACUGCUUUUAAUCAGGGCAAGGUGACUGGUAACAUGACCGAAUACAAACAGUGCAGCUAUUCCCUCCGCAAGGCUAUCAAACAAGCUAAGCGUCAGUACAGAGACAAAGUAGAAUCUCAAUACAACGGCUCAGACACAAGAGGCAUGUGGCAGGGUCUACAGUCAAUCACGGACUUCAAGAAGAAAUCCAGCCCAGUCACGGACCAGGAUGUCUUGCUGCCAGGCAGACUAAAUAACUUUUUUGCACGCUUUGAGGACAAUACAGUGCCACUGACACGGCCUGCAAUGAAAACAUGCGGACUCUCCUUCACUGCAGCCGAGGUGAGUAAGACAUUUAAACGUGUUAACCCUCGCAAGGCUGCAGGCCCAGACGGCAUCCCCAGCCGCGCCCUCAGAGCAUGCGCAGACCAGCUGGCCGGUGUGUUUACGGACAUAUUCAAUCAAUCCCUAUACCAGUCUGCUGUUCCCACAUGCUUCAAGAGGGCCACCAUUGUUCCUGUUCCCAAGAAAGCUAAGGUCCACAGACGAUGCAAUCUCAACCACACUGCACACUGCCCUAACCCAUCUGGACAAGAGGAAUACCUAUGUGAGAAUGCUGUUCAUCGACUACAGCUCGGCAUUCAACACCAUAGUACCCUCCAAGCUCGUCAUCAAGCUCGAGACCCUGGGUCUCGACCCCGCCCUGUGCAACUGGGUACUGGACUUCCUGACGGUCCGCCCCAUGUGGUGAGGGUAGGCAACAACAUCUCCACCCCGCUGAUCCUCAACACUGGGGCCCCACAAGGGUGCGUUCUGAGCCCUCUCCUGUACUCCCUGUUCACCCACGACUGUGUGGCCACGCACGCCUCCAACUCAAUCAUCAAGUUUGCGGACGACACAACAGUGGUAGGCUUGAUUACCAACAACGACGAGACGGCCUACAGGGAGGAGGUGUGGACUUCAGGAAACAGCAGAGGGAACACCCCCCUAUCCAUGGAACAGUAGUGGAGAGGGUAGCAAGUUUUAAGUUCCUCGGCAUAUACAUCACAGACAAACUGAAUUGGUCCACUCACACAGACAGCAUCGUGAAGAAGGCGCAGCAGCGCCUCUUCAACCUCAGGAGGCUGAAGAAAUUCGGCUUGUCACCAAAAGCACUCACAAACUUCUACAGAUGCACAAUCGAGAGCAUCCUGGCGGGCUGUAUCACCGCCUGGUACGGCAACUGCUCCGCCCACAACCGUAAGGCUCUCCAGAGGGUAGUGAGGUCUGCACAACGCAUCACCGGGGGCAAACUACCUGCCCUCCAGGACACCUACACCACCCGAUGUUACAGGAAGGCCAUAAAGAUCAUCAAGGACAUCAACCACCCGAGCCACUGCCUGUUCACCCCGCUAUCAUCCAGAAGGCGAGGUCAGUACAGGUGCAUCAAAGCUGGAACCGAGAGACUGAAAAACAGCUUCUAUCUCAAGGCCAUCAGACUGACUCAACUCCAGCCACUUUAAUAAUGGGAAUUGAUGGGAAAUGAUGUAAAUAUAUCACUAGCCACUUUAAACAAUGCUACCUUAUAUAAUGUUACUUACCCUACAUUAUUCAUCUCAUAUGCAUAUACUGUACGCUAUAUCAUCGACUGCAUCCUUAUGUAUUACAUGUAUCACUAGCCACUUUAACUAUGCCACUUUGUUUACAUACUCAUCUCAUAUGUAUAUACUGUACUCGAUACCAUCUACUGUAUCUUGCCUAUGCUGCUCUGUACCAUCACUCAUUCAUAUAACUUUAUGUACAUAUUCUUUAUCCCCUUACACUGUGUAUAAGACAGUAGUUUUGGAAUUGUUAGUUAGAUUACUUGUUGGUUAUUACUGCAUUGUCGGAACUAGAAGCACAAGCAUUUCGCUACACUCGCAUUAACAUCUGCUAACCAUGUGUAUGUGACAAAUAAAAUUGGAUUUGAUUUGAUUUGAGUCAUCUAUUGUGCUCGUUUGAUAGUUUCAAGGAAAAACAAUUGCUUUCUUGAGAGGCCUCAAAUGUUUUACACAUGAGGCCAGACUGUUUAAAACGGUCAAUUUCCCCCUAAAUCCUAAAAAGCUUUUUCACUGAAGUAGCUCAUUUUACAAAUCAAAUAUAUACCCCCCAAAAAAGCCUGGCGGGUACACCAAAUGUUACAUUUGUCUGGUUAGACGAGACAUUAGUGUUCUCUCCCUGUGUGUUGUCAAGGUUAAUGAGGAUCCUGGGACUGAAGCAUGUGGGGCGGAAUCAUUAUGUUCCAAAAAGCGCAGUCAUACUUGGGAACAUCGGGAAGGAAUUCAAAUUGUCCACAGACUGAGAAAUUAUACUCCAACUGAAAUCUCUUGGAUAAUAGCAGCUGACUCAAGCCACUUGGUUUCCAUCUUCAUA